AUUUCUGAGACGUGCCAUAGAUUGAAAAAGCGAAAAUGAGGGUAGCAGGAGCUGCAAAGUUGAUGGUGGCUGCUGCAGUAUUUGUAUUGACAUUUUGUGUUAUUUCUCAAGUAUUUGAAAUUAAAAUGGAUGCAAGCUUAGGAAAUCUAUUUGCUCAGUCUGUGCUGGACUCAGCCACUCACUCUACGAAGCCUCCCAGGUACAAAUGUGGAAUCUCAAAAGCAUGCCCUGAGAAGCAUUUUGCUUUUGAAAUGGCCAGUGGAGCUGCCAAUGUCGUGGGGCCCAAGAUCUGCCUAGAAGACAACGUUUUGAUGAGUGGUGUUAAGAACAAUGUUGGAAGAGGAAUAAAUGUUGCCUUGGUAAAUGGGAAAACAGGGGGAGUGCUAGACACCAAAUAUUUUGACAUGUGGGGAGGGGAUGUGGCACCGUUCGUUGAGUUUCUGAAGAACAUACCAGAUGGAACAGUCGUGUUAAUGGCAACACACGACGAUGGAACAACCAAACUUACUGAUGAGGCGUGGAGGCCCAUUGCUGAGCUGGGUAGUAGGUCCAUCACCAGCCUUGGUUUUCCAGAUAACUGAGUCUUCUGUGGUGGGAAGGGCAUUAAGAUAAAAAGCCCCUUUGAACAGCACAUAAAGAGCAAUAAGGAUACAAACAAGUACGAAGGAUGGCCUGAGGUGAUCGAGUUGGAAGGAUGCAUCCCCCCAGAAGCAAGACUGAAGGGAGUGUGGAGAGGAGAGGAACGCACUUUGACCCUGAAGGAGAGCUGGGAAGCAGCCGCUCGGUGUACAUAUUUUAGUAGCAUGCAGCCAGCCAGGGUGUGCAUGAGCCAGAUCGCUCUGUCGAUUCCAGGAUUAUUUAUUGCUAACAUAAAUGGCUACCUUUGUAAAUAGUCCUCAUACUGAACAAAUCACUGAGCCAUUUUUAAGCACAGUUCCCUAAAAGUGCAAUGUUUAGAUUUGAGUGGCAAUAAUGUACUUUAAUUCUAAAAGCGUAUUCAGUGGGU
Molecule: messenger RNA, 1006 nt
Organism: Peromyscus maniculatus bairdii (prairie deer mouse)
Lineage: Eukaryota; Metazoa; Chordata; Mammalia; Rodentia; Cricetidae
Source: RefSeq, a predicted model, not a curated record